This is a messenger RNA of Zymoseptoria tritici IPO323, 1088 nucleotides long. RefSeq lists its product as uncharacterized. The coding region runs from base 54 to 971 and encodes 305 amino acids. Gene Ontology annotation, cellular component: plasma membrane; fungal-type vacuole. NCBI's taxonomy places the organism in Eukaryota, Fungi, Ascomycota, Dothideomycetes, Mycosphaerellales, Mycosphaerellaceae. The transcript is spliced from 3 exons. The record is from RefSeq and is a predicted model, not a curated record.
ACCUUACUCCUACAUACCUCCUGAAGUGUCGACGAGUAAUAACGGCGGUAACGAUGUCAUUCAGACAAUGCAAAGAAGUCUCGCCGCAAUGUCCGGUUGAGGCGACAACCUACGGAUACUACCCGGUCCUGAGUGGGAACAUCGCCUUGCUCGUGGUAUUCGCCAUCACUUUCUUCGUCCAGCUUUUCCUAGGCAUCCGAGCAAGAUUACCGGCAUUCACAUCCGUGGUAGCGAUAGGAUGCAUGGGAGAAGCAAUAGGUUAUGGAGGCAGACUAAUGCUGAAUGAGAACCCCUGGGACGACACGGGAUUCAGAAUUCAAAUCGUCUGCCUCAUUCUCUCGCCCUCCUUCCUCGCAGCAGGCAUCUACCUCACGCUCAAGCACAUCGUGCUCACUCUCGGGCCGGAGUGCUCCCGCCUCAAACCUCGCCUGUACACCUGGAUUUUCAUCUCCUGCGACGCUUUCAGUAUCAUCCUGCAGGCUGCUGGAGGAGGUGUGGCCGCUUCGGCAUCCGCUGAUCUGGUCAAUAUUGGAAACAGAAUCAUUAUUGCUGGUAUUGCAUUCCAGGUCGCGACGAUGUUCAUCUGCAUGUGUCUAGCCCUUGACUUUGCGCUACGACUUGGCAAGAAAGCGAAGUUGUCGAAGGCGAAUGGUGCGAGGCUUGAGAGGGUACAGACGUAUGCUACGAAGCCGGCGUUUUACUUCUACCUCUCGCUUUCUGGAUUGGCGUUCCUGACGAUAUUCAUUCGGAGUGUUUACCGCCUACCAGAAAUGGCCGGUGGAUGGGGAAAUCCCUUGAUGCAGAGAGAAAAGGAAUUCCUCGUCCUCGAUGGAGCAAUGGUCGCGAUCGCAGCCGUCGCCAUGUCCAUUGCGCAUCCAGGCAUCUUCUUCCCAGAAAUGAAGACAAAGCGUCCGGUGUCUCCAACGAGCUCAAGUUCCGACGAGGAGAAGGCCGCCCAAGACGCGCCGUGAGCUCGACGGAUAGAGAGUUUCCAGUGCAAGCAGGCACACGAUGUAUAUGACGACAGAUUCGAGCGUACAGGAUAAGGAGCUACAGACGAGCGAACAGAAGAACUGAGGUUUGGGAGU